AUGUCGACUACUGACAGUGAAACGGUAAUUGGCUCACGAGCCGAGGAAAGCAAGGAGCACGAGGUGCAUCACCUUCCAAAGACAGAGACGAGGGACUACUGGGGCGACCUUCUGAAGCCCCUGCAGGAGAACGAUGCAGCACAAUGCAAGAUCUGGGAAGGGGAGGUCCACAACGUCCUCGUUUUUGCUUCGCUCUUCUCGGCCGUUGUGACCACGUUCGUCAUCGAGUCGUACAAGGACCUGAGGCCAGAUCCCAACGAAACAACGGUUAUCCUCCUCACGCGCAUAGUCGCGCGCCUCGACAACACCACCAAUGGAACACUAUCCCCUCUUCCCGGUGAUGAACCCAUCCCCUUUUCUCCCUCUUCAGUGGCCGUCAACGUCUUCUGGAUCCUUAGCCUUGUUGUCAGCCUCACCACGAUGCUUAUCGGUAUUGUUGCAUCCCAAUGGCUACGCGAGCACCAGCAUCGCCCCGCCCAUUUCUCAGCCGAGGAAAACUUCGGCUUGCUGAGCAUGAGAACAGAGAUGAUUGAGAAGUGGGGGAUGGGCACAUUCUUCUCCUCACUUCCCGUCCUCCUCGAGGUCGCUUUGGUGCUCUUUUUCCUCGGCCUCGCCGAGUUCUUGCGUUCUCUGGGCGUCAGUCAAGUCACAGUCCCCGUCGUUGUUGUGAUCUCUCUUGCCUUCCUGUUUCUUCUGGUGACGACGGCGAUCCCGGCUUUCCAGAUCUUUACGGUUCGCUCAACUAGGAGGCAAUUCAACGCAAAUGUCCCGACUCCUUGUCCAUACAAGUCGCCCCAAUCAAGAUUAUUUCGUCGACUUAUUUCAUCCACCCUUGGGAGCGCUAUAGUGUAUUCCGUUUCCGUUCCUGUUUACACCGCCGUGGUUUCUACAUAUUCCAUCAUCAUCCUGUUCACCACUCGUGCGCAAUCUCUAGAAGUCUCUAGCCGUUUCGCCAAGUGGAAAUCCACCAUCAUCGACAUAUUUCCUGCAGAUGCGUUUCGAAAGCGGUGGGAAAGAGCUACAGCUUUCGGGUCUUCCAUGGUAAAUUUCUUCUGUACCCCACAUCGGUCGGACGUAAGUGGUGUAACGCGCUUUCCAGUCGCCUUUCCGGAUUAUAAUCCUGUCAAAGCUCGAUCGUGGAUAGAUCUCGAUAUGGCAUGGAUCUCGCUCCGGCGGAGCUACUCCUCCCAAGUCCUGCUGAAGACAAAAUGUUUCUUCAAACCCGAUGGGCGGUUCCAGAAGAGGGCCAACUAUGGACCCCUCUACGACCAUCUCCUCGGUAUCCAGCAUAUCCUCAACAAAUAUCCGCAGCAUUUGACGAUUCUAAAUUCUGCCUCCCAGUGUUUCCGAGACUGCAUCUCGAUGGAGAUAUGA
Cyclocybe aegerita is the source of this 1374-nucleotide messenger RNA. The record is from the annotation of a GenBank genome assembly. Lineage: Eukaryota; Fungi; Basidiomycota; Agaricomycetes; Agaricales; Hemipholiotaceae.